AUGGAGGAGCAGGAAGAAGGUGAGGGGCAGGUGGAGGAGGAGGAGGAGGAAUGUCCUAUCUGUGCUGAGCCUUACGGGCCUAGUGAGCACCACUUGACCCUGCUCAACUGUGGUCACAGCCUAUGUGUGGACUGCCUGCACCAGCUGUUAGGCAUGACCCCCAGAGCUGACCUGGGCCGAGUAUGCUGUCCACUGUGUCGUCAGAAGACACCCAUGCUAGAGUGGGAGAUCUGUCAGCUGCAGGAGGAACUGCUUCGAGCUGAUGGACCCCAGCGCCAAAUGCCCACUGCAUCCAUCACAACCCUGCAUCCUGGCCCUUGGCCCUGGGGGCCCUUAGAGCACCGCUACCAGCUGCGCUUCCUGGCAGGGCCUGUGGGAGGACGGAGCUGUCUCCCCUUCCUGCCCUGCCCUCCCAGCCUAGGUUCCUGGUUGUGGACACUGCGGGAACGUGGUCCCUGUGCCCGCCGCUUGUCACUGCUGAGCCUCCUGGUACUUGAACUGCUAGGGCUGGUGGUCAUCUUCAUGCCACUCGUGUUACUUGGGGUGCUCUUCAUGCUGCUCAACCGUUCCAACCACUAAGCAGAGCCCAUAAUGUUGGCCAAGCUUUGAAGUCCAUGCUCAGAUUCUGGUAAUCAGCAAAGACUUGUUAUCACCAAGACCAGAUAUGCCUAAGAGCCUGAGCCAGCCAGACUGUCUACAGACCCGUGCAGCCUAGGUACUGGCUAAAGCCAAGGACACAAGGACAGCCUCUGAAGGAGCUUGGCCUGGCAGGAAGAGCUGUGAAAAGAACCGGAUGUGCUUGCUGUGGACAGGCACUUCACUGGCCACACCCAGAAGCUGGGCUAUACCUCCAGCUCAGCAUCCAACUAGUGAGGGUGGACACAAAUGUGUGAUCUUAGCAGUGAUUCUGUUUAUCAUGAGAUGUGUUUAUUGGAGAAGGAAAGGGCUGCAGAGACACUCACUUGCUCCAGACGGAAGCUGGUGUGUGUCCCUGACAGCAGUGGCAGCAGCCACAAUAACUACACAAACCAGCCUUCAGAAGCUCCCCAUCCAACCUAAGAUUCUCUCACCAGAGAAGGUAGCCCAGAGCAGCUGGGAUCAAUAUUGCCCUUGUAUUGCAAGGGUCCAUCCACACCCUGAAGCCUCCAAAUGCCCAAGGUCCAGCUCUGUUCCUAACUGACUCUGCAGUUCAUGUCCCUGGACCAGGAGCCCUCACUCGGGAGAUGCAGACAAACGUAAGCUCAUUUCAUGGUUCCUGGGGGACACAAUGUAGGGUGUGAUGUUUCGGACUGAGUGCUGUAUAACAAGUGUAAGAAAGGCUCUCAAAGGCCAGGCAGUGGUGCCACUCUUGGGAGGCAGAGGCAGGCAGAUUUCUGAGUUCAAAGCCUGCCUGGUGUACAGAGUGAGUUCCAGGACAGCCAGGGGUAUACAGAGAAACCCUGUCUCAAAAAAACAAAAAUAAACAAAAAGGCUCUCAAUAAA
Molecule: messenger RNA, 1482 nt
Organism: Apodemus sylvaticus (European woodmouse)
Lineage: Eukaryota; Metazoa; Chordata; Mammalia; Rodentia; Muridae
Gene: Rnf229
Product: RING finger protein 225
Exons: 1
Coding region: 1-579 (192 amino acids)
Biological process (GO): protein localization to mitochondrion; protein K63-linked ubiquitination; intrinsic apoptotic signaling pathway in response to endoplasmic reticulum stress
Cellular component (GO): endoplasmic reticulum membrane
Molecular function (GO): ubiquitin protein ligase activity
Source: RefSeq, a predicted model, not a curated record